Theileria orientalis strain Shintoku is the source of this 309-nucleotide messenger RNA. RefSeq lists its product as hypothetical. NCBI's taxonomy places the organism in Eukaryota, Apicomplexa, Aconoidasida, Piroplasmida, Theileriidae. The record is from RefSeq and is a predicted model, not a curated record. The coding region runs from base 1 to 309 and encodes 102 amino acids. The transcript has 3 exons.
AUGCAAUAUCUGUAUUCUAUUUUUGACACAAAUAUUCUAAAAUUUGUGAAUAAUAAAUUUUCAAUUUUAAGUGACUUUUUGGCGCACGGAUUCGGGUUUGGAAGGAUUCCAGCCCUAGUCAACUGUGGCAUUACUGCUCAAACCGCAAAUAAUACAAUUUUAUCCCCAAAUAGCAUAAUUAAAGAUUUAAUCGACGGACUCAACACACUGUUUUGGAAGGGGAAGCAUUUUAAGGGUACCACGAGGUCAGGGGACCAGGCCCAAAACCGCCCAGCAAGUGGGAGGACCAAUCGUACUUCAGGCCGCUGA